AUGGAUUCCCAGUCACGGAACGCGAAGAAGACGCCCGAGGAAGGAGAUGACAGAGGUCGGAUAAGGAGUUCGAGGUCGAGAAACAUUCGACAUGACAGACGGGAUCAGGAUCACGAGACCGGCGACGGAGAGUCCUCGAAGCUCUCCUGGAUGUCAGCCGGACUCCUGUCGAGGCAGACCUCCAAUAAUCUAUCUCGCCAGAUGAGUAUCCCCAAUGACAGCAGGCCAGAGGAACGUCGAACGUUGGCCCAGAAGCUCCAUCUUUUCCCCUACAGACCUCACUCGUCCAAUACCUCUCGUGACUCCUCGACAAACACAUCCUCAAGCUCGUUGCCUUCUUUAGUUGACCCGGCUGCUGGUGGUGAGGCAGGCCCUCCUUCCAGUUCGAUACCAGCUUCUUCCUCUUCGACGGUUUCUGACCCCUUCAGCCAGUCUGUCACCACUCCCAGACAGACCGCCGAGACCGGCAACGUUCCUCCCCUGAGUCCCCUGGCGGAAUUGCCGAUGGUCGCCCCCCGUGCCACAAUUCGCGGCCCAUCCCACGACCUCCCUGUUUAUCCAAACCAGUCAUACGCAAUGCUCCAGCAACAGAUUCAUCCUGCGCCCUACCGAUCACCAACUCUGCGUACUCGGAGCUCCUAUCCUUCACAUUCUGACUUCGCUUUCCCACAACCUACCACUCCUUGGGCGCGAGAGUCGAAUGCGUCCCCAAAUUCACGUACAGUCGGCAACACCCCGAUAUCUAGUCCUGGACUCUUCUCUGCACGGACACCUCGCACCUCUCCUUCUAUCGGCUCUGAAGAUGGCCAAGCUGGUGCUCACUUGCACCGAACACAUAUGCAAGAACCAAAAGAAACGCAUACCGUCGAAGUGGAUCGCCACGAGCUCACCGGAAACAAAUUAAUCAACGAGUACGAGAUUCUAGAGGAGCUCGGACGUGGAGAGCAUGGUAAAGUCAAAUUGGGUCGCCACCUGAAGACUGCCCAGUCCGUCGCCAUCAAGAUUGUGCAACGAUACUCCAAGCGUCGCCGUCUAGGCAAGCUAGGUAACCCCGAAGACAAGGUCAAGAAGGAGGUUGCCAUCCUCAAGAAGGCCCGCCACCCUAAUGUCGUCAGCCUCCUCGAAGUCAUCGACGAUCCGAACCAGCAAAAAGUCUACAUUGUGCUCGAGUACAUCGAGAACGGUGAGAUAGUAUGGAGGAAGAAGGGGCUGAAAGAGAUCGUUUUGGUUGAUAAACAAAGACUUGAUCGUGAAAAACGAGGUAUUCCCGACUCUCUUUCUUUCAUCGAGAAUAGUCAACAGUUUAUCCAUAAUACUCAAUUGCGUCGACGGCAUAUAGAAGCCCUGCGGCAGCGUCAGAGAGCAAAAGGUGCUCAGCACACCGGCGUUUCUGGCUGGAGCUUGGAACAUGGUGGCGAGUCGGACAACGAGCUUGAUACCGACUAUCCUCCCAUGUCCAAGUUCCCCACAGCAUCGUCGGCGCAUUCGCAUGAUACCCCUGAAUUUCAGAUAUCUCCGCAGCACUCACUCACUUCGACCGGAGAGUUCGACAGGCGGAUGCGGGAGAUAGCUGGCUUCGGCAGUGAUAACGGUUUGUAUGGCGGAUACGCAUCAGAUCCCAUGUUUGCACGCCGGUAUAGCAAUGCUUCCAGCCAUCUAGCCUUCCAGACCGAGUCUGACUGGUUGUCUGAUGAUGAUGAUACGGGCUAUGUGCCCUGUCUAACACUUAGUGAAGCUCGUACAGCUUUCAGAGACGCCGUCUUGGGUCUUGAGUAUCUACAUUAUCAAGGUAUCAUCCACCGUGAUAUCAAACCUGCCAACCUACUUGUCACGGGUAACCAUCGAGUGAAGAUAUCCGACUUUGGUGUAUCGUACCUCGGUCGCCCCAUCAGAGACGAGGAUGAGGAGCAAGUUACCGAGACUGAUGCUACAGAAUUGGAUGACGCCCGAGAACUAUCAAAAACCGUCGGGACUCCUGCUUUCUAUGCACCAGAGCUCUGCUACACAGGCGUUGAGUGUGAACCUACUGUUGGAAAGGACCCCAAGAUUACUGGCGCUAUUGACGUCUGGGCCCUUGGAGUCACCCUCUACGGAAUGAUCUAUGGCAGGCUGCCCUUCGUUGCAGAUGAUGAAUUUAGCUUGUUCCAGAACAUCGUCAGACACGACGUCUUCAUCCCGACUAAGAGGCUCAAGGCUGUUGUGGCUGAUGAGCCCAUUUCUGACCACCCCCACAGCCAUUCUCACAGCCAUCCUCAUUCCCACACUCAAAGAUCUUCCAGUGUGAGUAGCAGCACACGUUCUGAGGGGGAACUGGCUUAUGAGACCGUCGACGAAGAUUUGCGUGACCUUUUGCGCCGCCUCUUGAUCAAAAACCCAUCAAAACGGAUUACCUUGAAGGAAAUCAAACAUCAUCCAUGGAUCACCCGGGAUAUUCAGGACCCCAAGGCCUGGAUCGAAGACACUGAUCCCGGGUACCAGAGCAAAGGCAAGAAGAUCGAGGUUUCCAACGACGAUGUCAUUCGUGCAGUUACCAAGAUGCCGUUUAUUGAACGAGUACGCUCCAAUGUCGUUAAGUGGAGUGGCAGUAUAUUUGGUCGCAGGCGAGCACCUAGCUCCGCCACGUCAGUUGAUACUGCACCCUCUGUCUCGUCUGGUAGUAGCUUGACCAUCGGUAAGGAUAUCAUCCGAGAACUUAGAAGGACUAGUUUACGCGGUGAUGAGGAGAUCACCAGAACUCCAAGAGCCGGCAGGGAGGGCGAACACCCGCUUUCACAGAGCCUAGUGGUCAGCCCUGACUUGCAGACUGAUAUCAAACACCCAGAUUACUUUGGCCGUGUAGCUACAUCACGGACAGCUCCAACGUCGGUGAACUGCUCUCCUGUCCAAGAACCUCGUCCAGAUCUACCUGGUCGCACUGUCUCGAAACUUUCUAGUGCUGGAUCGACAAAGACAAUUCGCCCUGCUAAUUUAGAGAUGUCAUUCCUCAACGAUCCGUCCUCUACGGCUACUGGGAACGACUCUUUUAGUUCUUCUCCUGGUGGAAUGACCAUAUUUGGAGGAGCCAGGAAUAGACUCGUCAAGAGUUUACAUCUAAGAGACAGACGAAAUGAUAGCUGCGAGUCUCCAGAACGUGGCUCCUUCGACGCAGCAUGCCACUCUACGCCCAGUGUAGCUAUUUCUUCCGCCUCAGCUACUGGUCUAGUCAACCCUCCUGAUCUCGCUCAUGAAUCAAAUACCACACCAACUCCCCAUGCCUCUCCGCGAAGGUAUACCAUUCACAGACGGAGUAAGUCCCAUCAGCUUCGACAAGACGCAAAUCUCGCCGGACCACCACCUGCCCCUUUGCAUCGCGAUUUUCUCUUCCGUAACCCCGACUCAACAUCCCAUCAUCAUCUAGGUCAAGACAACGCAACCAUUGUCAAUGCAGACAAGGAUGACUUCCACAUACACACAUCGCCUGUGCAUUAUCUUAACACCCUGGAACCCGAGAGUUACGAGGAUGACCCGUUCAAGUAUCAGCCAAUAGCCAGACCAAUCACAUCUCCUCCGUCAGCAAUCACCAUGUCCUCCUCGUCCAUGGAUGAUUAUAAUAGUGAGAUGUCCCACUGCGCAUCACACCCAAGCAUACCAUCCGUUGUAUCAGGUGCCUCGUCUCUAUCUGCAGAUGGCCUCUCGGCAUACCCUGUUGACCUGCAAUACGAGAAGAAGAGUGAGAAGGAACAUGGCACUUGCACAUGCCCAGUUGUCCCGCCAAUGCUUCGAACAGGCGAUACCGUUACGGAUGACUCAGCGAGGACGGCUAUGGACGACAAUAAGCGACCCGGGCCGGUAGAAAUGGAAUCUAAUGAUGAUGACCAACGAUACCAUGGUGAUGACGAGGACGAAGAUGAUGAUUCCAGCGAUGAAGGAAUUACUUUUGGCAGACGCAAGUCUAGCGUAUGA
Molecule: messenger RNA, 3942 nt
Organism: Trichophyton benhamiae CBS 112371
Lineage: Eukaryota; Fungi; Ascomycota; Eurotiomycetes; Onygenales; Arthrodermataceae
Product: serine/threonine protein kinase, putative
Exons: 2
Coding region: 1-3942 (1313 amino acids)
Biological process (GO): protein phosphorylation; intracellular signal transduction
Cellular component (GO): cytoplasm
Molecular function (GO): ATP binding; protein serine/threonine kinase activity
Source: RefSeq, a predicted model, not a curated record